Messenger RNA from Maudiozyma saulgeensis, 276 nucleotides. The record is from the annotation of a GenBank genome assembly. Lineage: Eukaryota; Fungi; Ascomycota; Saccharomycetes; Saccharomycetales; Saccharomycetaceae.
AUGAGUGAACCAGAACCAUGCAAUACGUUGCAUGUUGCAGGUAUUCCGGACUCUAUUUCUAGUGAUAGAGCUAGAGAAUCCCUGUAUUUAUUAUUUUCAACAUAUGGUGAAGUGAUAGAUAUUAAACUAAAUUUUAGAACAUUUAGACACAGAGCAUUCGUUACAAUGGCUACUGUGGAUAGCGCCAACUUGGCUAGGAUAGCAUUAGACAAACAAUCAUUCUUCAACAGUCCCCUCAAUAUACGAUUCAGUAACUCCAUCACCAACGAUAUUUAA